AUGCUUGUGCCUUGUGUUGUUGCUGGCCUGCUCCUUGCAGAGGUAGCUACGUGCGCUGUUUCCUUGUCACUCGCUCCUCCACAAAAUGCCAGCAAGCCCCUUCUUGAGUCCUUCGUCUCGUACUCGAUCGAGUUUGCUUUCUUUCCGGAUUUCGCAGGGAACUCCAGUCACCCGAACAACUUUUCAUACAACCUGUUGAACAACUUGCGUGACCUCCAGGGGUCGUAUCCUAUCAUCAGAGUUGGCGGGAAUACGGAAGACUACGCCACUUUCAACGCUUCCCAGACGGCCGCCCUGGUUGGGACUUUCAACUUCACGCGGUCGGCAGACUACCCAACAACAAUAUCCAUCGGCCCCAGCUACUUUGACUCUUACUCCACCUGGCCAGGUGUCACGUAUAUCCAUGGCUUCAACUUGGGAAAGAAUGGCUCCAGCGGCUACGAGACCUUGGUGGGAACUGCUCCUCUUGUCUGCAAGGCUCUUGGGACAACCAAAGUCGCCUAUUGGGAACUAGGCAAUGAGCCCGAUCUCUACAAGACGAGUGCCCAGGGCCCGGUGAGACCGAGUUGGUGGAAUGAGACCGAUUACGUCCAAGAAUGGCUCAACAAAACCCGCAUUAUCCGACAACUGGUCCAGCAGAAUUGUCCGGACAUCAUUAGUCAGGGGAAGUUCAAAUUCUACGCCCCCAAUUUCGCAGGAACUUCCAACAGUCUGAACUUGAUCACUACAUGGCGAGCUGGAUUGGAUGCCGACAACGAUAUUGCUUUCAUCGACAGCCACAAUUAUAUCGGAGGCGCGACUCAGCCGGGUGUGACUCUCCAGGGCACCUUAAUGAACCACACAUCGACCGUCUUGUCAGUCAACAAACACCUCAACGAAUCAAGCCUUCUGGCCUACACCGGACUCCCAUACAUCCUGGGCGAGACGAACAGCUUGUAUAACGAAGGUGCACCGGGCUUGUCUAACUCCUUCGGUGCUGCUCUGUGGGGCGUUGAUUUCAACCUCUACUGUGCCGCCACAGGUAUUGCUCGAGUUCAUAUGCACCAAGGCACCAAUUAUAGGUACGCUUCAUGGCAGCCGAUCCCCACCGUCAACGAGACCUUGGGUACAAAAGCACCAUACUAUGGAAAUAUCAUGGUAGCCACUUUUCUGGGGGAUUUGACCAAAAACAAUGUCAGCAUCAGUGACAUCGAACUCGGGAGCACAUUUCAAAAUGCAUAUGCAGCGUACGUCGAUGGCCGGCUGGAGAGGAUAGCUAUCAUUCAGAUGAAUGCGUACAAUUACACCUCCAACGGCACGGCCACAGCCAAGCCUACUACUCGGCCCAGCGAGACGUUCAGCUUCCAACUGCCAACGACUGGCACCGGAUCGGCUGUGAAGGGAGUCAGUGUGCAGCGGCUGAUAGCAAAUGGCAGUGAUGCCAUCACGGGCAUCACUUUCGAUGGGUGGUCAUAUAAUUACGAACUUCAGCAGGGGAUGCCAGUGAAACUAAACAAUGUCACUUCGGGAGAGGUGUUGCAGGUCGCCCAAGGCGGCCUGCUUACAGUUACAGUGCCAUGGUCUAGCGCAGCGAUAUUGAAUCUACAGUGGUGA
Molecule: messenger RNA, 1593 nt
Organism: Fonsecaea multimorphosa CBS 102226
Lineage: Eukaryota; Fungi; Ascomycota; Eurotiomycetes; Chaetothyriales; Herpotrichiellaceae
Exons: 4
Coding region: 1-1593 (530 amino acids)
Source: RefSeq, a predicted model, not a curated record